CACACGAGAGAGAGAGAGAGAGAGAGAGAGAGAGAGAGAGAGAGUCAUGUUAGGGGUCGCCGCUUCAUCUUCUUCUCUCCAAGCACACCCAUCUCAUGAAAGAGGUUGGUUGUCGAGGGAGCCUAAAUCCUUGAAAGCGAGUUUUGUUGUACCGUUUCAAGGGCAAGUGAAUUGUGAAAAGAAUAUCAAGAAAAAAUGGCAUUCUACCCAACGCUUUCAAUGUUGUUCCCAAAGAUCCUCUGCUUUAGGUAAUAACGAAGGAAACGUAGAGAUUCAAUCUUCCAAGCAAGACAGGUUAGAGAAUGAUUAUUCAUCCAAACAAGAGGAUGCUUAUAAUGGACCAUUGGGAAAAAUAUACGCAUUGUACAGAUUUACUCGUCCAUAUGCUGCCAUGGGCACAGGUCUAUCUGUAGCAUCUGUUUCUUGUCUUCCCAUAGAAACAAUUGCUGAUUUCACUCCAACAUUUUUCGUAGGAGUACUAAAGGCUAUUAUCCCUACAGUAUUGGCUCACAUUUAUUCAGCUGGAGUGAAUCAAGUUUAUGAUAUAGAAAUUGACAAGGCUAACAAAAAAAAUCUUCCAAUCGCCUCUGAAGUCUUCUCAAUCGAAACUGCUAAGACCAUUGUUUGGAUAGUCACAUUGCUGAGCCUUUCUAUGGGAGUCAUGUCCCAAUCCUUGGCACUUCUCUGCGGCAUUCUUUCUUGCUUUAUGUAUGGAACUAUAUAUUCUGUUGAUCUUCCCUUCCUUAGGUGGAAAAGAGAUCCUAUACUCGCUGCAGCAAUCAUUGGGUUCUGGAAGGGUAUUGGUAGCAUUAUUCCCUACUUUAUACAUGCUCAGAAUUAUAUACUGGGGAGGCCAAUAAUUAUUACCAAGUCAUUGAUAUUUGCUUCAGUUGUAAUGUCUCUACAUGUAUUUCUCCUCCUUGUGAGUGUUUCAAACAUUUCUCCUCCUUGUGAGUGCUUUGAACCUUCUUUUCUACCUCAAACCUCUUCGUUUGCCUUUCCUCUCUUGUACAAUGGCUUCAUCGUCCAACCCACCACCGCCAAACCCAAUGAUCAUGAAGAAGAAGACGAUCCGCUAGAAGUGGAUGAUAUUUACAUAAGAGCUGCGCUGGUCAACUGGGAAAACACUUUUGUAGGAUACAUCAUUCCCGGCAAGGCCCACAGGUGUCAAGCAGUCUCAGAAGGUCUUAUAGCUGCGUGGAACCUAGGUUUUUGGUUGACGUUUCUCUCCUACACGGAAUAA
This is a messenger RNA of Macadamia integrifolia, 1243 nucleotides long. RefSeq names its product coumarin 8-geranyltransferase 1, chloroplastic-like. Gene Ontology annotation, molecular function: transferase activity, transferring alkyl or aryl (other than methyl) groups. The coding region runs from base 47 to 1243 and encodes 398 amino acids. The record is from RefSeq and is a predicted model, not a curated record. Lineage: Eukaryota; Viridiplantae; Streptophyta; Magnoliopsida; Proteales; Proteaceae. The transcript is spliced from 10 exons. Gene Ontology annotation, cellular component: membrane.